UCCUCUUCUCUCGUCUACGAGAAUGAGUUGCUUUAAUGGGCGGGGACAGUGGAGAAAACACAGCUAGCUACUAGAACGAAUGUGAGACGCGGUCCCGUGCGAGCGUGCUUGAUGUUAUUUUUGCAACAAUAAUCGAGAAACAGGAGUCAUAAUGGGGAACUGCUACACAGUUGGACCAAACGAAGCGCUGGUAGUAUCAGGUGGCUGCUGUGGCUCGGAUGAGAAGGUCUACAGAGUGGGGGGAUGGGCCUGGGCGUGGUGGCUCGUCACAGACAUCCAGAGGAUAACCCUUGAGAUUAUGACCCUGCAGCCCAAGUGUGAGGAUGUAGAGACAGCCGAGGGCGUAGCUUUAACUGUCACAGGAGUGGCACAGGUGAAGGUCACUUCGGAUGAGGAGCUGCUGGUGUAUGCCUGUGAGCAGUUCCUGGGCAAAACGGUGGAUGACAUCAGGAGCGUGGUGCUGCAGACUCUGGAGGGUCACCUGCGCUCCAUCCUGGGCACGCUGACAGUGGAGCAGAUCUACCAGGACAGGGACCAGUUUGCCAAGCUGGUGCGGGAGGUGGCCGCCCCAGACGUGGGCCGCAUGGGCAUUGAGAUCCUCAGCUUCACCAUCAAGGAUGUGUAUGACAAAGUAGAGUAUCUGAGCUCACUGGGAAAGACCCAGACUGCUGCGGUGCAGAGAGAUGCAGACAUUGGCGUGGCAGAGGCAGAGAGAGAUGCCGGCAUCAGGGAAGCCGAGUGCAAGAAGGAGAUGAUGGACAUCAAGUUCCAGGCCGACACCAAGAUGGCCGAUUCCAAGCGAGAACUGGAGAUGCAGAAAGCGUCCUUUAAUCAGGAGGUCAACACAAAGAAAGCAGAGGCCCAGCUGGCCUAUGAGCUGCAGGCUGCCAAGGAGCAGCAGAAGAUCCGAUUGGAGGAGAUCGAGAUCGAGGUGGUGCAGAGGAAGAAGCAGAUUAGCAUCGAGGAGAAGGAGGUCGACCGCAUGGACAAGGAGCUGAUCGCCACCAUUAAGAGGCCCGCCGAGGCAGAGGCCUACCGCAUGCAGCAGGUCGCAGAGGGACAGAAGGUGAAGAAGGUGCUGACGGCGCAAGCGGAGGCUGAGAAGAUUAGGUGUAUCGGUGAGGCGGAGGCGGCGUCCAUCGAGGCCGUGGGCAAGGCGGAGGCUGAGAAAAUGAGGCUGAAGGCCGAGGCCUACCAGCAGUACGGGGAGGCCGCCAAGACGGCCCUGGUCCUGGAGGCCCUGCCCAAGAUUGCUGGUAAGGUGGCGGCCCCGCUGGCGAGGACCAGUGAGAUUGUAAUCCUGAGUGGAGAAGGAAACCGCGUCACCGGAGAGCUGAACCGGCUGCUGGCAGAGCUGCCUGUCUCUGUCAACGCACUCACUGGAGUCGACCUCACCAAGAUCCCACUCUUGCAGAAGAUGGCCAGUGCCCAGGCAUAGAGGCGCUGCCUUCUCCCUCUCCCUCUCUCUCUCUCUCUCUCUCUCUCUCUCUCUCUCUCUCUCUCUCUCGCUCUCUCUUUCGCUCGCUCUCCCUCUCUCUCUCGCUCUCUCUCUCUCUCACACCUGCCUUGUACACUUCAAAACAGCUGUUCUCGCUCUCUUUACGGAGCGUCAGAGCUUUUCAUUAUACUUCACCUUGAGAUCCUUAAUGUUAGUCGAAGGACCACAUAAUCUGCAUGUUAUUCAGUUUUGCCAUUUAAUUUGAAGUUCAUUUUCAUGUUUGUGUUUGUUUGACUAACAUAGAUCUGUGCGUUCUGCAUGGCAUGGAGAGCCACUCUUUAUUAUUAAAAUGUGAACUUGUCAAGUAUGGAGCAAGUUUUACAUCGAGUGAGCUCAAGGUUUUUUUCUUGUGUCUGUCUGUUACUGUCUUUACGACACCGAAGAUUUCAGUGAAAAUAGAAACUGCCACUCAUCGUCUUCUAAAGAAAAAGGGACUAAAAAUGUACUGUUGUACAGCACCUUGAGGUAGACGCUGAACAGUGAAGGCAAAAUGGAUUCAUUAGUUACAAUCCAGGGAUUCCAAAUGACUGGGUUUUAUCUGUCCAAUUCCGGUUAUUAGCUUGGUGGAUGAUUACCUGGUUGAAUUGGACAGGUAAGACAAGGUCAUUUGGUGUAUGUGGCCCUAGAUUGUAACUACGUAAUGAAUACAUUUUGCCCAUCACUGACACAGAGGUAUGGUUUGAGAUGGCCAUCGCCAUACAGGCCCUUAUGUAGUCGAUGCACACUAACGCGGCUGCAAAGCCACGCUUCGCCUGCCUUUAUGCACGGAUGCACAACAAAAUGUGUCUCCUCAAUUUCCGAUGCUUGACAUGCGUAAAAUGCUUUGUUGGUGAAGGGGUGAUGGUUGCUGUAUAAGCAAACAUUAACUCAGUUAAAUGGUACACAUUGGGUCAGCUUGUGUUGGUCACAUCGACUAUGUAAGUGCCUUUUGAGUGCAGUCACUUCACAUCUCUCCCUUUAAAUAUGAUUGUGUUUCGUGGCUACCCCACCUUUACUGUGCGGGGUAGUUUCAACUUCACUAACCUCUUCGAGAAGGAAACAAAAGAGGCAAUAUUGUCAUGAUAAUGCAGCCAAACAUCAGGAUGUAGGCUAGUGAAGUUUUUGAGUUUGUUUGCUUUGUUUUCAGUCCCAAGUUUUUAGUUUUAUCUGUCGUUCAGUUUUUAGCUUUGUUUUCAAUCGAAAAUGUUAUCUGUCGUUCAGUUUUUAAGAUUCUAAUCUAGCUAUUUUUAAGUUUUUAUGGUUUCUGUAUGUCUAACUGUGUGACUGUUCUGUUCAUGGAUGACAUUGCAGAUAGAAGGAUGGCUGACUUUUAAAAAAAUAACAGGUAUUGUGUACAUCUAGCAUGUAAAAUACAAUGUAUCUACAACACAUCGCUUGUAUUCACAUCCAUGACAGUUCAUAACUGUUCAGUCUUUUCAUAGAAGUCGAAGCAGUUUUGUAUUGUAUUGUAUUAUGUUGUAACACUGUGUCUCGUUAUUGUCCAUUGUUAGGAACUGACCUUAACGCCUGUUUCUCUUUAUGUCCUUUUGAGAGCUCUUUGUCAAGAUUUUUCACCUGUCUGACUAUAUGCCACAUACAUAAGCAUUUACCUGGUAAUACUUCACUUAACAGUGAGCUGCUUAUUUGCGUUUCUUGAGAAGCCAUCCAUUUGUUUUGAAUGUGCUAUGUAGAUUGCCGGCCGCCUUUUUUUUUAUUGAUUGGCAUUGUUUUUUUAUCAUGUUUCUUUGUUCUUUUUUCACACCAUGGGAAUCAUAAACCACUAAUGUUGCCUUAGUAAGUGAAUACAUUGAGACCUCAGGUCUGAGAGUUUUCAUUUUGGAUCAGUCCUUAAGAAUUGUGGCUUUCGCUGAAUUAAGAAUCAAUGUGUGUUUCCUCUAUAGCUGAACGUGUUGCCAAAACUAUUAGGCCUUUAAUCCCACUGUGUGUUGGAAUACAUAUUAGUAGAUUGAGUGCAUUUUCACAGGCAAGAAUACAGUUUAGCAGCUACAGUAAGAAAUGCAUAUUAGACGUUAAGAACACUCAAGGUGUUGUCCGCUUCAUCAGGGUCUUUGAAUGCCACAAUUUUGUGGAAAUAUCAUCUCUGUGCACUGUAAAAAUUAAAUCGUUCAAGUGUAAAGUCCUCUGAGGAACCUUUAAGUUCUGGGAAGAAGCUCAAGGUCCUUCAGAACCUUUUAGGGGUUCUUCCAGAGUGGCAAUGGAAGGCUCCUCAAAGAACCUGUGGGUUCCUGGGGUCUCUUAAGAACCUUCAAGAAAACAACAGGGUUAUAAUAAAUAAAAUUAAAAAAAACGAUUUGUCACCUGUAGUUUGCUCUAAAAACUUUUGGGUUCCUCAGACAACUUGGGAGGUUCACCCACAGUGGUGGACUGAAAGUUAUUUUGGGAAUUUUACAUUUCUACGUUGUAAUAGAUUAAAGUAUCACAUGAUCGUCACAUUCACCAAUAAAAAUACUCACAACAAGUGCCCUCCAAAUGGCGCUCAGGCAGAAAUCGGAGAUCUUAAGCAGUGAGUUACGUUUACUAGUUUGUAUUUCUACCCACUGGUGUCUACCUCUGAGAUCAUUAAUAACUGUGCAGCAAGUAAUUGGUUUUAGGCUGUUGUUUCAGUGGGUAAGUGAAGCCUGGUAGUUUAAAGUAGGGUCUGGUGAUUUCCGGGGGAAAAAAAUACUUCAGUUGCUUGUGGAAGCCACGUUUUGAAUCCCCUGGCCUUGUUAUUUAAGGCUGGAGCGUGUAUAUUUUAGAAAUUAUUAACCAUAGCUGUAAAGACAUGAGGUUGUAGCAAGCAAUCCAUGUGUCGAUGCAUUUAUCUGUAACUUUCCAAAGUGUGGUAUUAUAAUAAAAACAAAAUAUGUACCAGUUCCUCCUGUAUAAUUCAAUAAAUGUAUCAAUCUAUUUCAAAA
Molecule: messenger RNA, 4395 nt
Organism: Engraulis encrasicolus (European anchovy)
Lineage: Eukaryota; Metazoa; Chordata; Actinopteri; Clupeiformes; Engraulidae
Product: flotillin-2a
Exons: 11
Coding region: 152-1438 (428 amino acids)
Biological process (GO): regulation of myoblast differentiation; protein localization to plasma membrane
Cellular component (GO): flotillin complex; cytoplasmic vesicle; plasma membrane
Source: RefSeq, a predicted model, not a curated record